AUGAAGCGAGUGCUGGCCAAGGAUCUCUCCGCCAACGUGCUCAAGCUGCCGCGGCUGCCGAUUCCGUCGCUCGAGCAGACGGCGGAACGGUACCGUGCCAGCAUUCUCCCGCUUAAGCCGACGGAGACGGCGAAGGCCCACUUUUUGAAGUUUGACAUGUUUGUCAGCAGCUCCGGCGCGACGCUGCAGAAGGCGCUCGUGGCGGCCGACAAGGCGGCAGAGGCGGAGGGCGGGUAUCCGUACUCCUACAUUGAACCCAUCUGGGACCGCAUGUACUUGUCUAACCGCGCCCCGUUGCCUGUGAACACAAACCCGUCAAUUCUCAUCAAGAAGGUGCAAAACAUGGGGGAGACACAGGCCAGCGUUGCCGCCACCCUCGUGUGCGGCAUCGCCAGGUGGGUACGGAACGUCCUGAAGGAGGGUGUAGAGGUGCGUGGCGCAGACAUGGACCUGUCGCCGCUGCUGCGCCAGCUUGGAGCUUCAUUGUUUCCAGGCGAGAAGGCGGAUGAAUUUCACACCACGCCAUUGGAGAAGCUGCGCCAUAUUAUUGUGUUGCAUGAUGGCCAUCCCUAUACGGUCCGUGUUUUCGAUGAUCAACAGGUUCCACUGGAGCAGACCGUCGUUCAACAGUGUUUGGAGUACAUUCUUUCCAUUACUCCGGACACGGACAACACGACACCGGUCUCGGUGCUCACCGCCGCCAACCGCGAGGUAUGGGCCGGCGCCUACGCGGAACUAGUCAAGACUCCAGUUAACGCGGAGACCCUGCAGAAGGUACACGAGGGUAUGGUGGUGCUCUGCUUGGACUCCAACAAGUGGCACAACGAGGACCAGUUAAAGAAUGGAGCAAUGCUGCACGGAAACAAGGAGGAGGCGGAGAACAGGUGGUAUGACAAGCACCAAAUUAUUGUCUCCGCGGAUGGAGAGGUGGCCUUUAACUUUGAGCACGCCGGAAGCGACGCGGUGCACUGGGCACGCUGGAUCGGUGACGUUUUGCAGGACAUUGAACAGAGUGCCCCGGCCCCCACGGCCGCCGCGGUUGAUGCGACGCAGGUCACCGCAUUGGUAGAGCCCCUCCGCGUCACAUUUGGCAAGGCAUUUGCGGGGCACAUCCGCAGUGCCCGCACGGAGGCGUUGGACCUCAUCGCGAACACCGCCUUGGGGCACCUGCACCUGCCCUUUGGCGCAGCCCAGCUCAAGCAACUCGGGGUCAGUCCAGACGCGUUUGUGCAGAUGUGCUUCCACGUGGCUUUCCACAAGUGCCGCAAUAAACUCGCGCCCACCUACGAGGCCGCCUCCACCGCCCGUUUUUUUCACGGCCGCACCGAGACAAUUCGCUCCGCCACGCAGGAGAUGCUCAAGUUAGCAGAGGCCGUCAACAGGGAGACGAAGGAAGACGCGGCGCCGGACGAAACGGGGCGAGGGGCGCUCCUGGCGCUUAUCAAGGCGGCCUCGGAGCGCCACGUCACACUCGCCCGGGCGGCCUCUAACGGCGAGGGCGUUGACAGACAUCUGACGGCGUUGAAUCGGCUGGCCGUCGAGCGCGGCGACAACACCGCCCUCAACUUUUUCAACGACGAGGCGUACAAGACCUGCUGCAAGUGGACACUUAGCACGAGUAACGUCUCGUACCCGUGGAUGGAGCGCCUUGUCUUUGGCCCUGUGACCCCCAACGGCUACGGCCUCGGCUACGUCGUGGACGAGGACGAGGUGCGCAUCAUGCUCUCCGCCUUCACCCGCAGCCCGUCGACGAACGUAGAGGAUCUGAAGGCCGCAAUUCAGCACUCCGCGACGCGUCUCCACCAGGCCCUGUCCGCGGCCAAACCAUGA
Messenger RNA from Trypanosoma conorhini, 1830 nucleotides. RefSeq names its product carnitine/choline acetyltransferase. Gene Ontology annotation, molecular function: carnitine O-palmitoyltransferase activity. Bases 1 to 1830 code for a protein of 609 amino acids. The transcript has a single exon. The record is from RefSeq and is a predicted model, not a curated record. Lineage: Eukaryota; Euglenozoa; Kinetoplastea; Trypanosomatida; Trypanosomatidae. Gene Ontology annotation, cellular component: mitochondrion. Gene Ontology annotation, biological process: fatty acid beta-oxidation.